Orussus abietinus is the source of this 7506-nucleotide messenger RNA. RefSeq lists its product as uncharacterized. The transcript has 14 exons. The record is from RefSeq and is a predicted model, not a curated record. NCBI's taxonomy places the organism in Eukaryota, Metazoa, Arthropoda, Insecta, Hymenoptera, Orussidae. Gene Ontology annotation, molecular function: microtubule binding. Bases 242 to 5500 code for a protein of 1752 amino acids. Gene Ontology annotation, cellular component: nucleus; cytoplasm.
UCGGCUCGACGCGGGAGGACGCGUCCACCCGGAGUCCAGGAAGCGCCUCAUCGGGCCGCCGACCCCGGGCGCGCGCCUCGCGACAUGCGGCCUCGCGCACGGCGCGACGCGCGCCGUUAAGCGCGCAACCGACGAGAGGGCAAUUGACCGCGACGACGAGAGGGCAGUCGACCGAGACGACGAGGGGGCAGUCGACCGCCGGCACCCGCCGUAUUCGGGACCCACCCCGCUGGCCGACAAGAUGGCGACGGGAGAGAGCAGAAUCCCGUCCUGCGCGACGAAGAAGUCCCUCUUGCCGAAGCGGAGGAUCUUGGGCACGGCCACGGAGACAAGGAGGCCCGUCGUCCUGCCCGGGUUCCCCAGGUUCGCCAUCCCCGAGGGACCCAGCACGUCGCCGAAGAAGUCCGCGAACCUGCUCGCGACCUCCUCGCCGAUGGAGACUGACCUCGACGAUAUCACGGUGUUAGAGAAGGAGAUUAAUUCCACGUUCGCACGGCCCUCGAUAUGGAACAAGGGAGAGGCCGUGGGGGACGCGAUUUCUAUCGACGGCGCAAGGAUCGAUGUUCGAGGAUGCGUCUUCUCGGAGCUACUGGCUGAGCGGAAGGAACCGACGUCCAGGAUAAGCUCCACUGGCGGAAUGGUCAACAGCACCUUCCUCGCGGAAGGUGAACUCCGUUCGACGAGCGCGGCCUUCGACACGAAGGAGAAGGAGGACGCCCUGAACGGGACCUACGUUCUGGGUAGCCAGUCGUUGAAGCAAGGGUCGCUCGGGGAGAAGAAAAUCUCGCAAACUAUGACGCUGUCUAAGUCGACCGACCACGAAGACGAGAAGAUCGACUCCGGGUCUCGGCGAAUCGGCGCGAAGGCCUUCGACGAGACUCGGAUUCUGACGUCCCCAGGAAGGUCCGGAGCAGGGUUCAGCGGAGGCAACGCAACGACCAAGACGAGAGUGCCGGAGAACGUGAUCUUCGAGCUGACGCGGAACCCCUUGUCGCACUCGGUGGCGAAGCGCCACCCUGUUGGAAUCCCCGCGCCCCAGGGGUCGGCCCUCGAGAGAAUGCAGAAUCGUUUGACCAAGCAACAGCAACAGCCCCAGCGACCUGGCGAAGUCGUACCGUCGCCAGCGCCGUUCCUAAAACCCGAGGAUCCCGCGUCCAACCGCUCGUCCACCGGCUCUCUGGGGGACUGCUUCGUUGGCAAGGGUUGCGGGGUCUCCCCGACGAAGCCUCCUACCGGACCAACGGCGUUAUUUACCCUGAACGAUACAUUUAUAAAAGAGAGAGCCUACUCGGCGGUCUCGGCGACUCAGCGACACGGUCGCGCCCCCGGUAGGGAGUUCUCUCGCGACCGCGUCUCCGUCGAGAACAAGGCCUUCGACCUAGCGAACGCGACUUUCGACGUGGACUCGAACCGCCUGCGCCGUGACUCUUCCAGGGCCUACAGCAGCAUACUCAGCGAGGAGGAGAUGAAGUUCUCGUUUUUGGAAGGCCGCGGCGCGGUGUCCAGCUCGUUUCUAAAAGAUCUGAGCGCAGCGGGCGAGGCCUCCACUGUCGGCCACCCGAAUUCCGCCAUGGCGGCGGCCAUGGCGGAACGUCGCGCCGCGGUAGAGGGCUCUGCGGACUUCCUGGGGCGGCCAGCGGGCCCGGACGUCGUCGAGCUGUCCCUAGAAAAGAUCUUCAAGUCGAGGGUCAACGAGAUGACGCGCAGCUCCGCGCAGUCGGCUGGUAUCAAUGCGGAGCCCCUGCGAGCUGCCUUCACCUGGGCCAGGGGCGCUCUCCAGGGCGUCUCGCAACUGGACAUGGACCAGCGACGACUCAACGCGCCUUUCCGGCACGGCGUCACCCUGGGCGACCCUAGGAUGGAUCAAUCCACCAGUCCCACUGCCCUGCGGCAGGCUGAGUCGCUGCGCCUUGCAGGGGAGCCGCUGACGCCCACCGCGCCCCCCGGCGAGGGCGCCGACCUCAGGGACCGGGAGUCCGUGUGCCCCUCGUCCCUGGACUUGUUCUAUGACUCCAAGUGCACCGACAUCGCCGCCAUCGGCCUGGCGGACAUCAGCUCCGGUCCCUACAGCCUCUUGGAGCUGACCGGCGCUGCCGAAUCCCCUCUGGAAAAGGAGGAGGACGACGACGAGGAGGACCUGGAGUGCGCCGCGCCGCCAACAAAGGGUGCCACCAUCGCGCCGCAUUAUCUCAUGCUUAACAAGCAGAACUCCUUCGAGCAUGACGAGAGCUUGGGGAUACUGACGCCGGAUCAGAUGACCGAUUUCACGAUGGCCAUGGAGUCCUCUAGGACGCCAUCUUGUGAAAAUCUCCCCGGCAUCGGGACCACCCCUGCGAGGACCACCCUGGCGGGCAGGUCGGAGAUGUCUGCCAGGAGACCUUCCGAGGUCGCCGUCUCUGUUACCUACGAGGAAGGCAACAACGAAGCCUCCUCGUUCGUUGAAGAGACGGCGACCUCGAAGGUCGAGAGGACCUCUUCUCCGGAGGAAUUACCUCUGGAUCCGAGACCCGUGGUCGAGGUCGCAGAGGUCGGCGAACCAGGCGAGGCAGGAGAGGCGGGCAGAAGCGUUCCCGCGAGCUUCGUCACUUCCGUCACCAGCAUUACGAGCCUAGAGGCGGGGUACCAGGGCGACGGCGAGAAUUCCAGGCCCGCGAGUCGUGGGGCAGAUCCGCCCCCGGAACUCGUCGAGCCGGCCCCGGAACCCGCGGCUGACGUCCCCGCGGCCUGCCGGCAAGACCCGAUGACGGACUCGGACUUCUUCACGGAGAGCGACGCCGACGCCCACGAGGAGAUCGGCAAGGGCGACCGGCGCGCCCAGGUGAUCGACGGCACCCUCUUCUGCGCACCCGGGGGCCGCAGGUGCCCUAGCUUCACCGGCGAGGAGAUGGACUCCAGCGGGAUCUACUCGGAUCUGGACAAGCGGCAGGACGAACGGGUCCAGGAAGAUGCGUCCUUGGCCCUGGUGGCACCUCCUCGCAGCAAAGGGGGUACCCCGGACACCGCCGAUUCCAUCUCGCAGAAGAGCCAACUCUCGCCAUCCGGGAAGCCAGAGCUAGUCAGGGUCAUCACGGAGUGCCUCCAGGUACCGCCAAGCACUCUCGACAUCUCGGUCGACUCCAACAGCUCGGUGAAGACGUUGGAACUGACCGUCGUCGAGUCGCAGCACGACAAGUCCCCGCCGAAGGAAUCGGUAAAGUCGGAGAGCGUCCCCCUGAAGAAGUACAAGAUGCCGAAGAAGAACGUCGUGUCGAAGAUUAAGGCAAUGAUCGAGUCCGGCCCGAAGGAGGAGGCCGAAAAGGACAUCGCGUGGCGGACCCAGAGGAUCCCCAGGAAGACCGGAAGGUGGGACGAGGUCAUGAGCAAAAUCGAGGCUGGGAAGACCGAGCAAAGGUCCAGACCUCCGCGGAAGGAGAUCAAGUCGAGGAUCCUUCAGAAUCUGGGACCGGCGUCCUCUUCAACGUCCUCUUCGUCGUCCGCCACCUCGAGGAGAACCGCUAACGACAACAGCAGCAAGAGCAAACGAAGAACGAGAGGUAGACCCGAGGGGACAUCUUCGGCUCGCGAAACCGCCCACAGUUCCGUGCACAGCUCGAUGAGCGACUUGAGCGGCGCCACCGGAAAGGACAUUACAAAGAGGUCCCCUUGCGCGUUGGAUUCUCAGAGGAAGACCCCCAGUACGAGGACGAACCAGCAAGCCUGCACCAGCAACGUGGAUGUGAAGAGAAGCUGCCUGGACUCGGGGAAAAAUAAUCCUGAUAAAAGCCCGACCGUGCCGCGAAAGCCGCCGGUCUCGAGGAGGCUGUCGUGCAACACCUCGCCGAAGACUCUUCAACAUGGAACCUCUGUGCUUACCAAGGAUCGAGCCUCGAAGGACAGCACCGCCGGCAGCGCCAACUCGUCGGCGAGCAGCAGAAGCUUGGUGGAGACCCAGGACCGCGGCGUGCAGACGGAGCCCUCCUACGAGAGCAUAUAUCUGCGGCGGGCUGACCUCUCCGUCCAGGCCCUUUCCGUCAUCGUCCAGUACCUCGCCCACCGGCUGGACGGGUUUUCCUCGCCGAAAUUGCGGGAGGAGUUCCAAAAAAUGAAGACCGAGUGGACCGCGGCACGUGUCGAGGUCGAAGAGUUACGUGCCAGGCACGCGGAAGUCAAGGAAAAGCUCGACGUGCAGCGCGCGGAACAUCAGCGAGCGGUGGAUCUGCGUAAAGAUUUGGAGUCCCGACACGCACAGAGGGUUUCGGAGCUGGAGGCGAUCCUGGAGGACGAGAGGGCGAAGUUCGACGUUCGGUUGAGAACGUCCUUGAGGGAUUCGGCGGCAGAGCAGGAGGCCCUGGUGACGAGGCUGCGCGCUGAGCACGAGGCCGAAGCAGCGCGCAGAGAUGCCGAGAGCGACCGGCGUUCGGCGGUGCACGACCAGGGUGCAGCCCUGCGCGCCGAAGUGGAGUCCCUCAGGUCGGUCCUGGACAUCAGAAGCCAGGAGAUAGCGGCCCUAAGAACGGAGCUGGUGGGCCUGAAACGUGAGAUAGAGGUGAAGGAGGCGCUGGAGCAGCGGGCCGAGACCCUGGAGGCGCGCUGCGAGGACCUGAAGGCUCAGCUGCAGACGAAGGACUCGUUCGAGCGGCAGAUGGUGCACGAGAACAAGCUUCUUCUGGAGUCCUUCCACCAGGAGUCGAAGCAGAACAAGCGGCUCUCGCAGCUGAACGAGGAGCUCCAGUGGAGGUUGCGACACAACAACGAGGUGGUGACCGUCCUGGCGAACCAGCUGGCCUCCCCGCCCCAGCGACUGACGCGUUCCCUCGGUCCUGAACGCAUAAACCACGCGCACUCGCCCGACGACUCCCCGCCAGGAUCGCCGAUGAUCAAGUCCAUGGUCGAGAAGGGAGACUCGGUCUCCUGGACCCUGGAGAUCGAGGAGACGCCCGAGGCGAUGGCCUCUAGGCUGCUGCGCCGAUCGGGCUCGGGCUCGACCUCGGCCCCAGGGGUGCCCUCUCGAGGUGGCACCAGCGGCAGCCCCGGUGAGUUCGGCUCGAAGCGGCACGGACCUGCGACCUCUAGUGCCGCGGCUUCCACGGCUCAGCCCAUGGGCGUGAAGCUGGCGCCCGGAGCUGCGACCGUCUCCAGGCAGAGUUCGCUGAGAUCGACCACCCAGCGCGCGGUGGUCCUCAGGACACGGUCCAAGAGCGUCUCUGUCGGCGACUCCAAGCCGGACUCGUGGUCGCCGAAUUUCAACUCGACCCCGGUAGUCCGUAGGAGACCUAGAAGUGACGCCUCCGCGAGCCCGGUCGCGGUCGCCGCCGCAGCGGCCGCUGCGGUCGCCGCUGCGGCCGGCAGCAACAGCACCGGGGACUGCAGCCCCACGUCGGGCCCCAAGCCCCAGGAGGCUGGCGGGGAAGCCAUGAUCUCGGAGGAGACCUCGGCCUCCAGCAGCGAGGACGAGUCCUCCGCCAGCAGCGACAUUCCCAGGCUGGCGAUGGAACUCUCGUGGAGCGAGUCCGAGGGUUGACUCGACGAAGAAGCUGCCCUAAUGACGAAGAACCUACCUUCAUCGACCUCGUCACCGCGGACGCGGGUCGUCGACACUUGUGAUCGGCCAUAUUCAGUUGCGCUAAUCGCUCGCGGGUCGAUAACAACCAUAACCGGUCGAAUUUAAUCGCGCUAAUCGCCUUUUGGAUCGUUAACAUCCAUAAUCGGCCGAAUUUCAUUGCACCAACCGCUCUUGGAUGGGCGACACUCGUGAUCGGGCAAAUUCAAACGCGCCAAUUAUUCUCAGAUAAACGAGGACUGGGCGUCGCCUGGUAUCGUAAUUCCCACAUCGGAAACCUCGCGGAUGGUAAUUCCACCCGGUGCGACGAGUAUUUGUGGUACUUUCAAAGUCCUAACCGCAAGGAACAUUCGCGAGGUGUCUAUGUAAUCGUCGACGCUUAGUUCAAUACCGAGAGGCCAGGUGGCGCUCGAGUUUGGGGCGACCGAGGCGCUCGGAACCAGGGAGAGGCAAGAAGCGGAGAUUCUCCAGGACUUCGACCCUAAAUCGCUGCCGUUUGAGAGCGCUGCAGACGCUGGCGAUACCAGUGGUCGUUGUUUAGCCACAGGACGCGGAGAAAACUCGGCAGCGGUCGACAAAUGUGGAAGUGAAACCCGGAAUGUGUGAAAGUCGGAGAAGAGGGGAUCUUCUGGAUUCCGAUAUCCGUUUCUAACUGGAAGAACUGGUCGGCGAAGAGUCGCGGUAUUUCUAUGUAGGGAAUUUAUUGUAAACCAGAGACUAACGCGGUGUCGGUAAGAGGAGCUGCGCGGUAGUUGCGGCAGUGGCCGCGCGCGGCGCUAACGUUGUCGCGCAUUUUCCAGUGUCCUCGAGGAACUGACGAAGAAACUGCGUUCUAGGGCCGAACCUGCGCCUUUCAACGGGGAAGAUGAAUCGAAAAACUGUGGGAAAACGUCCCAAGAGACCGGAAGAAGCAGAGGAAGCCGAAAAGUACCCUUCCUGGGUCCCUGUUCGACCUCCACCGUCGCGAUUAGCUGCGUGCAACUAAAUCCCGACAUUGGUGAACUAAACUUGAACUUUAGCGAUUAGUAGUUAGGGAUCUAUGACCGUCGACUAGCGAGUAUGAUAGACAGCGUACGCGGUCGCGGUCGACAAGGACUAAAUGCAGUAUUACGUUAUCGUAUGUAAGUCGCGUCGUAUGAGCGGAAUCGUUUUUUCGACGUCCAGAUCGAGCUCGGGUCGUCGACGACGUUACAUGCCACAUGUCAACGGAUCUAGUAUUUACAAAGUGCAUGAACUCGUUUGGAUGUUGGCGGUAGAACGUGCGGAGUGUUCCUCGGAAUGGACACCUCGUGAAUUUCGGUUUUUAAUCGCUGGAUAACCUUCCUUGGAGAGGUCGUCGAGUAGUUAUCGCGAAUCUGCGACGACCUGGCGGGUUUUUAUUUUCGCUGGCUCGGUUCUCUUCAUCGACUGCUCUCAUCUCUUAUUUGCAGUGCACUGUGGCUGCUCGUUAUCGGUUAUCGGUAUUCACGGCGUUUGUAUCGUUUCUCCGUGUAUAAAGCUCGGGAACUGUUCCUCAAACUAUAAAGUCACUUGUAUUCGUUAUUCCGUUACGUUGUUGCGUUUACGUUGUAAUCUGGACACUUCCACCGUAAAGUAUGUACGUAGCGCGCAGGUCUACGGGAGAUUUCGUCGGAUGUGGUUGUGGAUGUUGGUUUUCUCUAUUUUAUUUCUUUUUGUUCUCCUUUUCUGUUACCUAUUCCGACUUCGUCGCCAUCGUCUCGGGGUGUCCAGCGGUCCCAGUCCUAGAAAUAUCCGAGUAUAAUGAGCCACGAGUAUGUUAUAAAGGUAGCAUUGACAUUACCCGCAAUUUUGCAAGUUGACUCCGUAGGUUCCACUUUCCAUUUAUUUAUUUCACUGCGCGGAUCCCCAGGCAGCGGCUCCUAGCUUUAAGGUGAUUUUAUGUUAAAACGUACUUGGAGGUUUGAGAACACGAAGGAGAAAUAAAGUGUACUGUGCUCGUCUUUAGA